AGAGAAAAGAUACUUUAUUAAACUCCCUGAAUUUCUUUCUUCCACGAUUGAGAACAGACUGCACAAUAUCUAAUUGUACUCCAGAUGAUCUGAAGCAUUUUCUUGUUUGGAAGGAUGAUUUUGGCAAGACACCAGUACAUAAGAUAAAUUGUAUAUUUUUGAGUACUAAAGAAUUGGGAAGUUGUAAGUGUCCAAGACGAUUAGCAGCUGGGACAGUAGCAGUGAUGGUGCAAACUUUAUUUGAGGUUUUUAACAAAAGUGGUCGUGGUAAAUUCUGGGAUGAGAAAAAUGUUACAGGUAACCCUGCAGCUGCACAUUGCAUCAAAGAAUAUGUGAAACUUAUUCAAGAAGAACAAGCUGCGGCACAUGUGGUUCCUAAGCAAGCAAAGCCAAUUUUUCUAGGGAAAGUAAGAAAAAUCACUUCAUAUAUAGAUAAUGAAUUAGAUCGGGUUGAUAUUUCACCAAGGGAAAGAUAUGUGCUUCUGAGGGAUCAGGCUUGGGUGAAAUUACAAUUUUUUGGAGGAAAUAGGGCAAAUGACUUGGCAAUGCUUGUAGGACAGGAGAUAAAGCAAUUGGAUGACAAUUCUGGUUUAGUAAUAAAACAAACAUUUGGGAAAACUCUAAGAGGAAAGAAACAUAAAGCUCAUGUUUUUGUUAUAAAGAGAUGUAGAGAUAAGGCAGUUUGUCCAGUGAUUGGUUUGCACAGGUAUGUUCAAGGUUGUAAAAGUAUGGGUGUGGAUCUGGCAAAUGGUUUUCUUUUUCGAGUUGUUUUGGAGAAUGGUAGAGUCAUAGGUCAAAGAGUGACAUACAUGUAUUCAGUAAUGUAUGAAAGAUUAAUUCAGUAUCUCUCUUUGUUAGGAAUAUAUGAUGGUGAGACUCCUCAUAGUUUCAGAGCGGGAUGUGCUGUGACCCUAGCUUUGUCUGGGUCAGUUGACAAUGUAGGACAAAUUAUGAACCAUGUUGGAUGGUAUGGAGAGGGAACUGCGGAAUAUUACAGUAGAUUGCCAGCAUUGGUUGAAUCGGACUACAUAGCAGGUAGAUUAGCAGAUAGUGCAGGUCAAUGUGAUUUUGUGGAAGAUCAUUUUCAACAAUAUGGGGAUUUCAGUAUGUUACAGAAGGCUUUUCAGUAAGAACCUACCUCUAAGGUUGUUUAAAUUUGUCAGCUGUUGUAGAUUGUAAUGAAUAUUACAUAAUUCUAUAAGGUCAGAACAAUGAGAACAUAUAUGUAAAUAUAUUGUAUUGUUGAAGGAACAAUUUGUAUGACUUUAAAUAUAAAUUCUCUUUCAGAUAGUCAAUGUAUCACAA
Saccostrea echinata is the source of this 1305-nucleotide messenger RNA. RefSeq lists its product as uncharacterized. The record is from RefSeq and is a predicted model, not a curated record. Gene Ontology annotation, biological process: DNA recombination; DNA integration. Lineage: Eukaryota; Metazoa; Mollusca; Bivalvia; Ostreida; Ostreidae. The coding region runs from base 225 to 1130 and encodes 301 amino acids. The transcript has a single exon. Gene Ontology annotation, molecular function: DNA binding.